AUGCAUGUUUUAGUGUUACUUCUUCUUAUAGUUGAAUGUUGGAGUUGGGGUAAUAUAAAUGUAGUAAUUGAUGACAAAGGAGGAUACAAUAUUACUAUUGGUCGUCGAGUUUGGCUUCGUUCAUUUCGUACAGCUAUAUACGUCGACAACAAAUGGUAUUCAUCCGAUGACAAUACACUACCAUUAACUGACAUCAGUUAUACAAGUGGUUUUGAUCCAAAUCUCGGUGAUUAUCGAGAUUUUCAAUUAAACUAUGAUCUUGUUCGCGAUGGAAUACAUACGAAAAUCGUUGGUCACAUACGCGAUUGGUAUCGUGCUUUCGGAAUUUCGUUUCAUUUAGAUACUGGUGAUCGACCUUUGACGAAUACCGUCCCUCUUGACAUGGACCAUGUUUGCACAGUUUUUCCAUCGUUUCAUAUUGAACAAAUUGAUCAAAAUGACCAACGAGGUUAUUUUACAUUUGAAGGAGGAAUGUCCGGUAAUGAUGGUAAACAUGCAGGUUGGUGGAAUUCAUCCAGUAAAGUCAUUCAAUCAGGAAUGCAAAGUGGUCCUGUUGUUCUUUUUAAUCUGACUGAACAAGGAGAAGGUGAUAUGUUAGUUCUUUCACCAUUUUCUCAAUUUAUGGCCACUUCAUUAAGUCAAACGAAGAGCAACAUAUUAGAAUUUGGUGUGAUGGGUUCAAUGUUAUCAAUACCAGCUAAUUAUAUUCAUUCCAUGAUGGUUUUUUAUGCAUUAAAUGGUAUCAAUGAAGGAAUAAGAGAAUGGGGUCAAAUCAUGCAAAGCGAAUAUACUCGAACGAAUCAACAUCGUCUAUCUGAUGUUACGAUCAAUUAUCUUGGAUACUAUACCGAUAAUGGUGGUUAUUAUUAUUAUAAUACAGAAAAAGAAAUAAAUUACGAAGAAACUAUGGUUAAUGUUCGUCAUCAAAUUUCACUUCCAUUCCGUUAUAUGCAAUUUGAUUCGUGGUGGUAUUAUAAAGGUAUGGGCAAUGGUGUUUCUCAGUGGACAGCUCGUCCAGAUAUUUUUCCUGAUGGUCUUCAAGCUGUACAUCGUCGAUUAGAAAAUAUUUCGCUCGCAGCACAUAAUCGCUAUUGGGCAUAUGAUACUGUUUAUAAACAAAAUUAUUCUUUUGUUCUUGAUGAAAGUAAUAACAAAGCAUUACCAAUCGGAAAUGAUUUAUUUUGGAUUGAUUUAUUUACUCAAGCACAUGAUUGA
This is a messenger RNA of Rotaria sordida, 1215 nucleotides long. The record is from the annotation of a GenBank genome assembly. NCBI's taxonomy places the organism in Eukaryota, Metazoa, Rotifera, Eurotatoria, Philodinida, Philodinidae.